GAGACUCUGACUCUGACCAGUGCCCGGCCCUAAGGAAGCCCUCCCCCGGGGGGUGGGGGGUGCUGCACCUUGCUCCCAGCAGCAGGCCUCCAGUCCGCACAGCAGCCUCAGUGAGCCAGAUGGGCCUGCCCAGCAGAACAGCCUCCCUCCAGACGGCCCCAGCCUGCCUGCCUUUGGCCCUGGUGUGAACUGGCAGAAGUGUUGGUUAGCCGGUUGAAUAAGGAACUGGAACGAAGGUCCUCCUGAGCUCAGAGCUGUGGAGACAGUGGGCCUUCUGGAAGUAAACAAGUGGCCACAGACUCUUGGUAACGCGCCUUUCAGAAGAAGAGCUGGCCACCAUUCCCGGAGAUUGGAUGUGCUUACCGAAAACAUGGUUUGAAUUUCCUGCUCUGAAUUCUGGAACAGCAGACUCUCGCGCCCAGCUGCCAGCUCCUCGAAACCCGAAGGUUCACCUGUACAAUGCUGAGCAGGUUCUGAGUUGGGAGCCGGGGUCGCUGAGCAAUGACACAAGGCCGGUGGUCUACCAGGUGCAGUUCAAAUACCCCUCUGACAGUAGGUGGUACGACACCAGGGACAUAGGCGUGGACUGUAUGAACGUCACCACGACGGAGUGUAACUUCACCCCAACUAGCCUGUCAAAUGGUUUCCCACCACAUUUCAACGUCUCUUUACGUGUCCGAGCUAAGUUGGAGGACCUGGUUUCCCCAUGGCUGUCAGUGCCUUGGUUCCUGUACUAUUGGAAUGUUACCGUUGGACCUCCUGAGAACGUCUGGGUGACCCCGGGAGAAGGCUCCCUGAUCAUCAGAUUCUCCUCUCCCUUCGACAUCCCUGCCUCCCUGGCCACUUUUGUGUACUAUGUCCAUUACUGGGAAAAGGCAGGAAUCCAAAAGGUUAAAGGUCCCUUCAGGAGCAACUCCAUUGUGCUGAAUGACUUGAAACCCUUAAGAGAAUACUGUUUACAAGUGAAGGCGCAUCUGGUUUGGACAUACUACAACAACAUCUCUAGACCCGGACAUUUAAGCAACAUAUCUUGCUACGAAACAACAAUGGAUGCCACUACUAAGCUUCAACAAGUCAUUAUCAUUGCCGUGGGUAUCUUUCUGUUGCUGUCGGCGCUGGCGGGGGCCUGUUUCUUCCUGGUCCUGAAAUACAAAGGCCUGAUAAAAUACUGGUUUCACUCUCCGCCAAGCAUCCCGUCACAAAUCGAAGAGUAUUUAAAGGACCCGAGCCAGCCUAUCUUAGAGGCCCUGGACAAGGACACGUCGCCAACGGAUGAUGCCUGGGACUCUGUGUCCAUCAUUUCGUUUCCAGAUAAGGAGCAAGAAGACGUUCCCCAAAGCACUUUGACCCAAGACUCUGGUCCGGUCUGCCAGCCUGUGGGACAAGAGCUCUGAGCCGAGGAGGCUGCUGAUGGCCCUGGCAGGACUCUCUGGAGCCCAGUAUUCUGUAUUCCUGUCCCCAAAAGGCCCGUCAGUGCCUGGGAAGACGUAACGGGUCUCAUGGGGGCAACAAGCCUCAUUUUUUUUAAGAGUUUUCUAAUCAUACACGUUUCCAGAAUGAUUCUACAGAGAUCGCCCCGAAAGAUUAAGAUUUCUCUUAAACACUAAAAAGACGUGUAACGAUUUGUUAGCAAAGCAGCUCUGGCAUGCCUCUGAUGCUUUGUUAGUCGGCAGCCAGGACCCGGGGUCCCCUCCUUGAGGCAGCCCCGCGGGCAGAUCACGUCACCUGUCCCAGCCUGUCCCAAGAAGGGACAUUAAGUGGCCCUUCUUCAUAUCCAGUCACCCGACUUAAAAUGUGAUUCUUCCUGUAAAUAGUUUCCUAGUGAUUUAAGCCUUUUUUUUUAAGCUAGUAAUAAAAGACUGUGUAAUUAACUUUAAAAAAAAA
Mirounga angustirostris (Northern elephant seal) is the source of this 1884-nucleotide messenger RNA. RefSeq names its product interferon gamma receptor 2 (gene IFNGR2). The record is from RefSeq and is a predicted model, not a curated record. Gene Ontology annotation, cellular component: plasma membrane. NCBI's taxonomy places the organism in Eukaryota, Metazoa, Chordata, Mammalia, Carnivora, Phocidae. Bases 354 to 1394 code for a protein of 346 amino acids. Gene Ontology annotation, molecular function: protein binding; cytokine receptor activity. The transcript has 7 exons. Gene Ontology annotation, biological process: cytokine-mediated signaling pathway.